Molecule: messenger RNA, 788 nt
Organism: Ailuropoda melanoleuca (giant panda)
Lineage: Eukaryota; Metazoa; Chordata; Mammalia; Carnivora; Ursidae
Product: zinc finger protein 414-like
Exons: 4
Source: RefSeq, a predicted model, not a curated record
UUCCAGCCUCUUAUAUGUCUCUCUGGGGCAGAACUCUGGACAGCUUGGACGGGGGAAGAGUGGGUGACACCCCCCCUUUCUGUGCGUCCUGCAGGGAAGCAGAUACCCUGCUCCAGCCCUGGCUGCUGUCUCAGUUUCCCCAGUGUUCGCGACCUGGCACAGCAUCUGCGUACCCACUGCCCACCCACACAGUCCCUGGAAGGCAAGCUCUUCCGCUGUUCCGCCCUCAGCUGCACCGAGACCUUCCCCAGCAUGCAGGAACUGGUGGCACAUGGCAAGCUGCACUACAAACCCAACCGCUACUUCAAGUGUGAGAACUGCCUCCUGCGCUUCCGCACGCACCGCUCGCUCUUCAAGCAUCUGCAUGUUUGCGCCGAGCAUGCGCAGAGCCCAGCCCCGCCGCCACCCCCCGCCCUCGACAAGGAGCCACCGGCGCCCGAGCGUCCCCCGGAGUCCGACACUGCGUCGGCGCCGGGCCUGCCGUUCCCGCUGCUCGAGCCCUUCACGACCCCCGCCCCUGCCCCCACUGGGCCCUUCCUGCCCUACUUGAACCCCGCGUCCUUUGGCCUAAGUCCCCCACGCCUGCGCCCCUUCCUGGCCGCGGCGCCCGGGCUGCCCGCCUCCAGCGCCGCAGUCUGGAAGAAGAGCCAAGGUGCCGGCGGCAGCCCGCGAAGACCCCAGGGCGGCUCCGACGCGCCCUCAGGUGCGUGCAGGUGACCAGCAGGGAAGGGUGGAGGGGAUUUUUCUGUCCUGCGCCCUGCUGGGCCCAGGGGAUGCUGGGAGGCAGC